AUGCUGCUCUCUGUCUCCCGGCUCGUCCACAGAUCGUCUUGCCGUGGCCCUGAGGCCCCUGACUGCCUCGGCCUCCGCUCCCUCCUCGUCGCCGAUGCCGCAGCCCCGGCUGGCCGCGUCGUGACGCGGACGAUGGUGGCGACGCGUGUCCAGGAGACGACGAACCGCGAGGGGGAGUGCAGCGGCGGUUGCAUUGACGAGGAGGAGGGGGGGAAGGAGGACGGCGACGAUGGCAAUGAGGGGUACUGGGUGGCGUACGGGCGUCGGGGACGGAUGCGCCGGCUGCCGCCGCCGCUCCCGUCGCUCCGGGCCGCAUUGAGGCGGACGCGAACCGAGGACGGGAGGCUCGUGAUCACGGAAGCGCCCGCCGGCGCCAGGCCGCCCGAGUACAUCCGCGCACGGCGCUGCGGCGGGCGCCUGACAUUAAUGAAGCUCGUCGAAAGGAAUUACUUCUACCCGUGUCCGGCGCUGGCUGGCCCCUCGCCGGCGCAAGAGGACGAGGACGAGGACGACAUUGUAACCAUGGAAGCGGUGAACGACACCUCGACGGCGGGGGCCGUGGGAGAAGGAGUUCGUCGCCACAGGCAGAAGGCGGCGGCGCCUCCGCCGUUGCCUGGAGUUGGAUGCUUCGAGGACGUGAUCAAAUACCACCCGAUCGAGAGCACCUCACUGCACAGGCUAAGGAUGGUGCAUUAAGAUUAACAGAGUUACAGAUAGGAUAACUUUUUGCUGUUUAAUUCAUACAGGUAGGAUACGAUACGUUGUAAUUUGUAACUAUACAUGUAUAGUACACUAAAAUAUAUACAGUAUGUCAUUAGCUGCACAAACAACAAAGAUUUGUUUGGUGCAUCCGUGCAUGUGCAGUUGGGGAUAGCAA
Molecule: messenger RNA, 877 nt
Organism: Oryza brachyantha (malo sina)
Lineage: Eukaryota; Viridiplantae; Streptophyta; Magnoliopsida; Poales; Poaceae
Exons: 1
Coding region: 1-696 (231 amino acids)
Source: RefSeq, a predicted model, not a curated record